Messenger RNA from Orussus abietinus, 1225 nucleotides. RefSeq names its product partner of Y14 and mago (gene Pym). Bases 401 to 1033 code for a protein of 210 amino acids. Gene Ontology annotation, molecular function: RNA binding. The record is from RefSeq and is a predicted model, not a curated record. NCBI's taxonomy places the organism in Eukaryota, Metazoa, Arthropoda, Insecta, Hymenoptera, Orussidae. Gene Ontology annotation, cellular component: exon-exon junction complex; cytoplasm. Gene Ontology annotation, biological process: exon-exon junction complex disassembly. The transcript is spliced from 3 exons.
UCUAACCUUAAAUCGAGAGGUUAGGAUUUUUGCACGAAGUAGCCACGAAGUAGUAUGGGGCUUCCAUGUAAAUAUAAAAUUAACCUCAAUUUCUUUGCAAGGUUUAUCCUGUACCGGUAGCGACAAGCGACAAGCUGCAAUCACCAACCAAUAAUAUUGCUGGAUUUUUCCUUUAAGAAGGAAGGGGGCAGAAAACUCGCUUCGCUCAUUGGUUAUCACUUGUUGUUUCCGGUUUGAAUCUGGCUAUAAGUCCCGUAUGGAGUUACUUUUACAUCGAGUGGGAACUUCUUGUGGUACUUUAUGUUCAUGCUUAUACCUUGGCGAAAGGAUGGUACGCGAUUGAUAGAGUAUCAAUAAACAUAAAUAAAGUAAUAACAGAAAAGAGUCUCUUCGUGGGAAAAUGGCUUCGGCUUACAUUAAAGAUGAACAAGGGGGUACUUUUAUUCCUGCUACACAGCGCCCUGAUGGCACUUGGCGUAAACCCCGGAGAGUUAAAGAUGGAUACGUUCCCCAGGAGGAGGUUCCACUUUACGAGAGUAAAGGUAAGCAGUUCAUAAAGAAUAAACCGAUCUAUCCACCAGGCAUGAGCGUGGAAUAUGCCGAAGCUCGCAAGGCAGAGAUCGAAGCUCAAGCCAGAGCCAAAUCCGCAAACCCUAUUCCUGGUCUGGUUAUACAGACCGAAUCAAAGAAGAAAAAGAAGAAAAGUAAAAACAAAACAGUUAAUGCGAUAACGGAUGGUCUUCAGAAGACUAGGAUAACGGAACCCGUGUUUGAGAAACAAAAGUCGGCUAGCUCGGCUGCUACGAGCGUUGCCAGUAGUACUACUGGCACUGUUACGAAUACUAUGGUGGACCCUACGAAGCGUCUCAAAAACCUCAAUAAGAAGAUUAGGGAAAUCGAAACCCUCGAACAAAAGAUUAAAACUGGUGACAUCAAGAACCCAGAGCAGGAGAUGCUGAACAAGUUGUCGAGAAAAAGUGAAAUACUUCUGGAGAUCAGGCGAAUCAGUAUUGCUGCAGACAUUAAAGUGUAGCUAUGGAAGUGUUCGGUCUGUGCGAUACAGUGUUUUUUGGAAGGAGGACCUUUGUCCCUUACUACUCGAUAGUGAUGUGAGAUCGAUUCGGUUUUGAAAACUGUUUUAUUUUAUUGACCCUGUAGAGUGGUUAGAGAGCAUAUUGGAUUGUACAUUUAUACGUGAAAAGUAAAAAUAAUUAUUAUUACACAA